This is a messenger RNA of Eucalyptus grandis, 2298 nucleotides long. RefSeq names its product eukaryotic peptide chain release factor GTP-binding subunit ERF3A. Gene Ontology annotation, biological process: translation. The transcript is spliced from 19 exons. The record is from RefSeq and is a predicted model, not a curated record. Gene Ontology annotation, cellular component: translation release factor complex. Lineage: Eukaryota; Viridiplantae; Streptophyta; Magnoliopsida; Myrtales; Myrtaceae. Gene Ontology annotation, molecular function: GTPase activity; translation release factor activity; GTP binding. Bases 116 to 1651 code for a protein of 511 amino acids.
GGAGUCUCUGCGCUUCACAACUCCCCCUUCCUUGCCAUCUCUCUGCCCUAACACCACCCUCCCCUCCUCUCUCUUCUUUCUCUCUCUAGCCAGCUUCAGUGAAUCUCUUCUCGACAUGGAUCUUGAGGAAGACAUUCGGUCGCUGCAGCUCGAAUCAGCAGAAGAUGAUAAUGGGGCUAUCGAUCCUGAAGAUGCAAAGCCAGAAGAAGUUGAGAAGAUGGAUGGAGUUGAUGAAGGUUGGAAGGGCGAGGUGGCUCCAAAUCCUCAUCCGGUCCAGGUUGAGCAGAAAGGUAAGGAAAUAGCUGUUCCAGAAGAACAUGAUUCAAUGGAUGUGAUGGAAGAAGACAACAAACGACAUUUGAAUGUUGUUUUCAUUGGCCAUGUUGAUGCUGGGAAAUCAACAAUUGGAGGACAGAUACUGUUUCUCAGUAAUCAGGUUGAUGAUCGUACCAUACAGAAGUAUGAAAAGGAAGCCAAGGAUAAAAGCAGGGAAAGUUGGUACAUGGCAUAUAUUAUGGAUACCAAUGAAGAGGAAAGAGUUAAGGGUAUAACUGUUGAGGUUGGAAGAGCACAUUUUGAAACGGAGACCACUAGAUUUACUAUUCUUGAUGCACCUGGCCAUAAAAGUUAUGUCCCCAACAUGAUCAGUGGGGCAUCCCAGGCUGAUAUAGGCGUGCUGGUAAUUUCUGCUCGGAAGGGUGAGUUCGAAACUGGUUAUGAGAAAGGUGGUCAGACCCGUGAGCAUGUUCAGCUUGCAAAAACCUUGGGUGUUUCGAAGCUACUUGUAGUUGUAAAUAAAAUGGAUGAUCCCACUGUCAAUUGGUCCAAAGAAAGGUAUGAUGAAAUUGAAUCCAAGAUGAUUCCUUUCUUGAAAUCCUCAGGAUACAAUGUUAAGAAAGAUGUGCAGUUCUUACCUAUUUCUGGCCUGCUUGGAGUGAACAUGAAAACCAAGUUGGACAGAAAUAUUUGCCCGUGGUGGAAUGGUUCCUGCCUCUUUGAAGCUCUGGAUGCUAUUGAGGGUCCUCCACGUGAUCCCAAAGGCCCUUUUAGGAUGCCUAUAAUUGACAAAUUCAAGGACAUGGGAACGGUUGUUAUGGGUAAAGUAGAAUCUGGCAGUAUAUGUGAAAGCGAAUCCUUGAUUGUCAUGCCAAAUAAGGCAUCAGUGAAAGUGCUCGCAAUAUUCAUUGAUGACAACAGGGUUAAACGUGCAGGACCUGGCGAAAAUCUCCGGGUUAGAUUAUCUGGGAUUGAGGAAGAGGACAUAUUAUCAGGAUUUGUCUUGUCAAGCAUUGCCAAACCAAUAGUUGCAGUUACAGAGUUUAUUGCUCAACUGGUAUUCCUUGAGUCGCUGGACAAUGCAAUCUUUACGGCUGGUUAUAAGGCAGUGCUACAUAUUCAUUCGGUGGUGGAGGAAUGUGAGAUUGUUGAGUUGCUACAACAAAUUGAUCCCAAGACGAGGAAGCCAAUGAAAAAGAAAGUUCUGUUUGUGAAGAAUGGUGCUAUUGUUGUAUGCCGGAUUCAGGUGAAUAACCUAAUAUGCAUUGAGAAAUUCUCUGAUUUUGCACAGCUUGGAAGAUUUACCCUUCGCACUGAAGGAAAAACAGUUGCUGUGGGGAAGGUGACUGAUUUGCCAUCAAUUGGGAGAGCUUAAACAGUUUUGGUGUUAGACAGAUUUAGCAGAGUUUUCGCCCACAGCUUCAUGAAACUCAACAAUAGUUUGUAAAAAGGAGAUUUCAGACCAGAUACUGAAGGGUUGUGCUCUUACAGGAGGCAGAGAUGCCAUAAAUCUCAAGUCUACCACAUUGGAAGGGCUACAGCUGUCUUGAAUUGUUGCGGCAGCACCUUUUACUUGGUCAUAUAUGUUUAGUCCUUAGUAGUCUGUACUGGAGCCUGGGGCGUGAUGGAGAGCAGGGUCAAUGGUGGUUCAAUGCACAUUUAAGGGUGUUCUUACAUCAUCGUGCCCUGUGUGUUUGGAAGGGGUAAUUAUAAAGUUAUCAGCUACAUUUUUAUACAGCUAAAAAAGAGUUUUGGUAUGAUUUUGUCGAGAUGAGUUGGAUGGGUUUUGUGCCGUGUGAUUUCAUGGGGAGCAGAAUGACUUGAGCUAUCUGAUUUUACCCUUACGAGCCUAUAGGUUUAUUGUCCUCUCCACUCUUAUCAUCCUUUGAGUUUACACAUUGGUCUUACUUCUUCUCUUUGAAUUUUCUUAGAGUCGGAAAUGUUUGCAUACACUUGAAAAAGUUAUUUGAGGAUUUCUCUAUUGCAAUGAGACAAUAGUCCAAUCCGCACUUUUUAUACUUA